Molecule: messenger RNA, 794 nt
Organism: Symbiodinium sp. CCMP2592
Lineage: Eukaryota; Dinophyceae; Suessiales; Symbiodiniaceae
Source: the annotation of a GenBank genome assembly
AUGCUCGCCCUCGGACAAGAGCUCGUGGACGCGUGGGAUCCACAGGCAGAGAAGCUGACGAAGUUCUCUACCGAUGUGAAGGACCAACUGGAGAUGCAGGGAGCUUCCGACUACUUCCUGGACAGUGCCGACCGAAUCCACUUCUUCAUCGAGAAGGAUGCAGGAGAUGAGGACGGCAAGAUCAAGAAGUCCGUUUCUAAAGCUCGAUCCCUGAACAAGGUUGGUCACGGCCUUCACGUGGCAGAUCCUGUGUUCCGGGAGUACAGCCAGUCCAGCAAGGUGGCGGAGCUUGUGGCGGAGCUUGGCUGGCGUGACCCGGUGUUGCCGCAGUCCAUGUACAUCUUCAAGCAGCCGGCUACCGGAAGCGAGGUCACCUCUCACCAGGAUUCCUCCUUCCUGUACACGACGCCCAAGCCUACCUGCAUGGGUCUGUGGCUGGCCUUGGAUGAUGCAACUCUGGAGAACGGCUGCUUGUGGGCCAGGCCUGGCUCGCACAAAGAAGCUGUUCGAAGGAUCUUCGUGCGGAACCACGAGUACUUCGAAGGAGGAAACCGGAAAGCCACGCAGCUGAUCUUCCAGAACCUGGAUGACGGCAAGGUUCCGCCAUGGGAAUGGGAGGGCAAGAUGCCCGCCGGCUCUGAGCCACCAAGCAGCGGCUUGCGGGAGAAAGGCUUUGCAGCUUUGGAGUGUGAGGCUGGCGAUCUCGUGGUCAUCCAUGGCCAGGUAGACCACCUGUCGCUGGCGAAUACCAGCAGCAAGCCCCGUGAGACCUUCCAGCUGCAUCUGGUCGAAGG